Messenger RNA from Pedinophyceae sp. YPF-701, 816 nucleotides. NCBI's taxonomy places the organism in Eukaryota, Viridiplantae, Chlorophyta, Pedinophyceae. The record is from the annotation of a GenBank genome assembly.
AUGGCGUCAACCUGCGCCGGCUCACAGCUGCAAUGCCGUCGAGCGAGCAGGAUACCGGCUGGGUACACUAGCGGCUUCGUGCAGACGAGGAGACUUGCGCGGGCCGGACGGAGACAAGCUGUUGUUCGCGCGGAGCUGAGCAGAGAGGCUGCGCAGGCCGAGCGGCGGAGAGAUAUCAAGUACCGCCUGUUCCGCCUGGCGUCCACGACCAACCGAGGCCGCGUCUGCCCCCCGCCCAAGCGCGACGAAAUCAUAGGGUUGACGCAACAGCUCGUAGGGCUGCGCGAGGAGACGGUGACGGUGAUGGGGUCCCCGGCGCUGGCCGAGGGACGCUGGGUGCUCGUGUACUCGUCCGUGGACCCACUGCGGUCGUCGCCGAUGUUCUGGGCGCUGCAGAGCGGGCUCGCGGGGGACUCCAACGUCGCGCAGCAGGCCCUGUCGCUCAUCGCGUCGCUGCCGGGCAUCGAGAUCGGGGCGAUCACGUCCGACGUGAGCCUCGGCGACGGCCAGCUGGUGUCCAGCGUCGAGCUCUCCACCUUCCCCGGCAUCCGAGGCAAGCUGGUCACGGUGUCGUACUGCACGGCGUCGCCGCCACGCACGCUCGCGCUCACCGUCCAGCGCACAACGAUCGAGGGCGCGAACUUCCUCGCGCCGAUCCUGGACGGCGUGGCGCUGCCCGUGCGGUCGCUGAUUGAGAUCGUCCGCGGGGAGGGGCGUGCGGACGUGGCGCUGGAGACCGACUACGUGGACAGCGAGAUCAUGGUGUGCCGCGCGGUGCCGGAGGGGGCGGUGUUCGUGUACCAGCGGGCGCGGUAG